AUGAGGUUGUUAUGGAGUACCUUGCAAGAGUUGGCCACCACACAUCAGACAUUGAGCGAGUCUGCCAAGUCCGUCACAGAAAGCUUCAAACAACUUCAUGACAUGCUUAUCAUUGAGGAGCACAAGAUAACAUCGCCCAUCCUCGAUCGAGUGCAACAGGCCGCAACAACUAUGCACAACAUCAUCAAUGAGAUCAAGAUGAUCAACUCUGUAUUCAGACCAUCCACAUGCACACUUGACCGAAAGGACAUUGACAUGGAGUUGGACAAAGUGCUGAAUCAAUUGCAUCAUGCUCAUCACUUGAUCAGUUCAUCACUUGAUCAGUUCAUCGAACAGACAUUCCCCAUCCAACACUCGGACGACGCCAUCUCAAUCACUGACAUGGAGGUGCUGACAUUGCUGCAGCGAACAAUCGAAAAGAUGAACUCAUCACACCAUCAGUUGGUUCGUCGGUGUACUUUGCAUGUGGACACUCGCACAUUGGACAGCAUUAAGGAUCAGAUAAGAACAUGCUACCAGCUGUUGGAGGAGGAGAACACGAGUUAUACACAUGGUCACGAAGGCCAGAUCAUGUGUAUGAGUGGAGACUCAUAUUCAAUCUUCACGCCCGUCACUGACAAAUGGUCCAAUGUCAUUCAGGAGAAAAUCAAUGAAAUCAUUCAAGUGUGCAGUUCGGCAGUGUACGCACGUGGCAACAUCUAUGUCUUUGUAAUGCCUACGUAG
Molecule: messenger RNA, 723 nt
Organism: Acytostelium subglobosum LB1
Lineage: Eukaryota; Evosea; Eumycetozoa; Acytosteliales; Acytosteliaceae
Exons: 1
Coding region: 1-723 (240 amino acids)
Source: RefSeq, a predicted model, not a curated record